UGGAUUUCAGAUGCGGCGGUCUUCGACAUGGAGUACGCGCGGUGGAGGAAAAGUAUGGUGCCACUCCUGAGGUUUCGGUUGGUUAUCAUUUUGAGUGGACUGUAUGGCACACACAAUUCUCUCUUAGUAAAGAUUUGUUAUCGGUAUUCCUGGAUGAUGCGGUGGAUAUUCAGUAUGGGGCUGCUAUACGUUGGAAUAUCCCUAGAAGGAUGUAGAUGUGUUGGCGCGAUGUGCAUAACAAUAUGGAUUGCGGAGUCUUUGCAAUGCGGCACAUGGAGGCCUUUUUGGGCCAAUCAGUUCAUGAGUGGGAUUUUGGCUUGCGAAAGGGUGAUACUAGGGGUCUUGAUUUGUUGAGGAUGAGUUAUAUGCGUCAUAUUCUGUCGGUAGAGGUUAACAUACAUCAUUCCAAAAACAUUCGUAGCGUAGUUGAAUACCAUGACACCUUACAACAAAGCUAGCUUUGUGUGGUCAUUUAA
Messenger RNA from Ipomoea nil (Japanese morning glory), 476 nucleotides. RefSeq lists its product as uncharacterized. The transcript has 3 exons. Bases 28 to 354 code for a protein of 108 amino acids. Lineage: Eukaryota; Viridiplantae; Streptophyta; Magnoliopsida; Solanales; Convolvulaceae. The record is from RefSeq and is a predicted model, not a curated record.